This is a messenger RNA of Ilex paraguariensis (yerba mate), 312 nucleotides long. The record is from the annotation of a GenBank genome assembly. Lineage: Eukaryota; Viridiplantae; Streptophyta; Magnoliopsida; Aquifoliales; Aquifoliaceae.
AUGUGUUGUUUUGUGCACGUUUUCAUGCUUGGAUUCGACGUGAUUGACGUCGUUGCACUUCUCCUCAUGGACGAACUCUAUGUGGAGUCUUUUGAGAUCAAAAAUGUGAAAACCCUUCGAGGCGAGCACUUGUCUCGUGCCAUUGGAAGAUUAUCUGGUAAAUGGGGUAAAACUAAGUUUGCAAUUAAGAACUCUACGAAGACUCGGAUUGUGAUUGUAGACACCAAAAUUCAUAUACUAAGUUCUUUUGCCAAUGUCAAAAUUGCAAGAGAUUCUCUCUGUAGCCUUAUCAUGGGGUCCCCUGCUGGCAAG